AUGCAUAUCGUCCCCUUUACUCAGGCCCGUCGCCCCUUCCCGAGCACCACGAUUCACGAAACAGAUCGACCUGUCCGCCGCACCUCGCUGCCUGACCUGUCGCGGGGCCGUGUGUUCCGUGUGGAUUCGUACGGCACCGCCAUCUCACCCCACCCUUUCUCGCCCGUGCGCGCGGUGCAGCGUGCGAUUCUCGUGGACCGCGAGGACGCGCAGCGGCAGUACCUGGAGCAGCGGCCCCCUUCCCGCAUGUGUUAUGAGGGUGCGGUGGGCAGUGCUGCACAUACAGGGGCACGUCUGUACAAGUCUCAAAGCUGUCUCCUUCCUCCCUGCCGCCCCUCCCCGUGCGUCCACCCCCGUUGCUGCCACCGGUGCGCGUGGGCGCGGAAGCAGGUGGUGCAGGCGGCGGUGGCGGAGGUGUACAGCGAGGAGAGCGCGGAGGGCGGCCAUGCCACGCACGCGCACAACGCGGUGAGGGAUGAGAGGAAGAGGGCAGACCGUGGUGAGUGGGGGAGAGAAUUCGCUAGAGGUGGGGACGAUACGUUCCCCUUCAUUCCCCUCCUCUGCGCUGCCCCUCCCUCCCCCCUCCAGAUACUGGCAUACCUGAGCAGCACGCUCGACCCGUUGCUCGCCGUGCCACCCGCCUCGCCCACCACGCCCCUCGCUGCACCCGCGCACGGCGCCCCCUCACACCCACUCUCGCACGCACAGCCAGCAGGGCUGGCAGGGCGGUUGGAGCAAUCGCGGCAGCAGCUGCUGGGAGUGGAGCCGGGGUGCCUGCAGAGUGGCGCUGCCAGGGCUGCUGCGGUCAGGCUGCAGCAGCGGGUCAUCGAUGCAGUGGCGUCCUCUGCAGCCAACAUCAAGACCUUCAUUCACUUGAGCCUCGGGGACGAUGCCUCCAACACUGACGCUGACGCUGUUACGCGAGUGCGGGAGGAGGUGCGGGGGGUACGGGAGAGGGAGGCUGCCAUCACGCGCGUGCUGCUCGCCACAGCCAACACUCGAGCUACCCUGGCGCAGGAGCACGUGAGGGUGACAAAGGACCUUCUUGCUGUGCUGCACCUCAAGACACUCCAGCAGCACCCGCUGGAUGGGAGGCGCUGUAAGCUGCUGGAGGCAAGCGCUGCGCUGCUGCAGUGCAAGGAAGAAGCGGUGGAGCAGCAGAUCCGAGCGGCCACGUACACGAGAGACACCGUGCUGGCGUUGCAGCACAUGAGGAGCCAUCUGUUGGCGCGCAAGGCUGAAGUCAGCAUGGCGCGAGACCAAGCACUUUCCUCCCCUCUCUGCUCUUUCCAAUUUGCCUCCCCAUUCCUUUCUACAUCUUCCCCAUCUGCUCCCCCGCCCUCUGCCCCUUCCCCAUCUGCCCUUCCGCUCUCUGCCUCUGCCCUUUUCUCCUCUGACCCUUCUCCCCUUGCCCCUUCCCCAUCUGCCCCUUCCCCAUCUGCCCCUUCCCCAUCUGCCCCUUCCCCGUCUGCCCCUUUCCCCUCCCUCUGUCCGUUCUCCCUCUGCCCCUUUCCCCUCUGCCCCUUCCCCCUCUGCCCAUUCUCCCUCUACCCCUCUACCCCUUCCCCCUCCCUUCCCCCUCUGCCCAUUCUCCCUCUGCCCCUUCCCCCUCUGUCCCUUCCCCCUCUGCCCAUUCUCUAUUUUUUCCCCUUCCCGCUCUGGCCCUUCCGCCUCUGCCCCUUCCCCUCUGCCUCUUCCCUUGCUGCCAGCGUGUGCGCCUGGAGCAGCUCACCUCCAACCAAGAAUUCCUUGCUGUUGCGCGUGAAUACAACCGAACCAAGGAGGUACGGCCGUGAAUACAACCGAACCAAGGAGGUACGGCCAUGA
Closterium sp. Naga37s-1 is the source of this 1827-nucleotide messenger RNA. NCBI's taxonomy places the organism in Eukaryota, Viridiplantae, Streptophyta, Zygnematophyceae, Desmidiales, Closteriaceae. The record is from the annotation of a GenBank genome assembly.